UCUCGUCCUGUGAAUCAAGAUAAGUGAUAUCAGCGCGUUUAGAUAUACAUAUAGGUGGGGGUCCGGGGCGCUCUCGCCUCACUCUCCCGCCUCUACUCUUCCUCCCUGGCCCGGGUUUGUGAGCGUGAAGAUGCCCAUCUACCUGGGCACGCUGCAGGUGCCUGUGGCCGGCCCGGACCACCCCGUCCUUCACCUGUUCGACUACAGCCUCACCAACCACCUCCAGGCCGCCGGAUCCAGCAACAGAAAACAGCUGGUAGCGGUAGACUCCUGCAUCUACGUUCACCGUCGUAGCCUGGCCAGUUUGAAAGCAGGAGAGAACUGUGCGUCAUGGGGCCGCGUUGGAAAGGGCGGAGCCAGAACGUCUGAGAGCGAAUCAAAGUCCUCAAGGGGCGGAGCCAGAACGUCUGAGAGCGAAUCAAAGUCCUCAAGGGGCGGAGCCAGAACGUCUGAGAGCGAAUCAAAGUCCUCAAGGGGCGGAGCCAGAACGUCUGAGAGCGAAUCAAAGUCCUCAAGGGGCGGAGCCAGAACAUCUGAGAGCGAAUCAAAGUCCUCGAGGGGGAAACCCAGAACGUCUGAGAGCGAAUCAAAUCCCUCAAGGGGCGGAGCCAAAACGUCUGAGAGCGAAUCAAAGUCCUCAAGGGGCGGAGCCAGAAAGUCUGAGAGCGAAUCAAAGUCCUCAAGGGGGAGAACCAGAACGUCUGAGAGCGAAUCAAAGCCCUCAAGGGGCGGAGCCAAAACGUCUGAGAGCGAAUCAAAGCCCUCAAGGGGCGGAGCCAAGACGUCUGAGAGCGAAUCAAAGACCUCAAGGGGGAAAGCCAGAACGUCUGAGAGCGAAUCAAAGCCCUCAAGGGGCGGAGCCAAGACGUCUGAGAGUGAAUCAAAGUCCUCAAGGGGCGGGGCCAGAACGUCUGAGAGCGAAUCAAAUCCCUCAAGGGGCGGGGCCAGAAGGUCUGAGAGCGAAUCAAAGUCCUCAAGGGGCGGAGCCAGAACGUCUGAGAGCGAAUCAAAGUCCUCAAGGGGCGGAGCCAGAACGUCUGAGAGCGAUUCUAAGUCCUCAAGGGGCGGAGCAAGAACGUCUGAGAGCGAAUCAAAGCCCUCAAGGGGCGGAGCCAGAACGUCUGAAAGCGAAUCAAAGGCUUCAAGGGGCGGAGCAAGAACGUCUGAGAGCGAAUCCAAGCCCUCAAGGGGCGGAGCGAGAAAGUCAGAGAGCGAAUCAAAGCCCUCAAGGGGCGGCGCCAGAACGUCAGAGAGCGAAUCAAAGCCCUCAAGGGGCGGAGCCAAAACGUCUGAGAGCGAAUCAAAGCCCUCAAGGGGCGGAGCCAGAAAGUCAGAGAGCGAAUCAAAGCCCUCAAGGGGCGGAGCCAAAACGUCUGAGAGCGAAUCAAAGCCCUCAAGGGGCGGAGCCAAAACGUCAGAGAGCGAAUCAAAGCCCUCAAGGGGCGGAGCCAGAAAAUCAGAGAGCGAAUCAAAGCCCUCAAGGGGCGGAGCCAGAAAAUCAGAGAGCGAAUCAAAGCCCUCAGGGGACGGAGCGAAAACGUCUGAGAAUAAAUCUAAAUACUCCAAAAUGAGGAGCAGAGCAAAAAAGAGUGAAUCAAAAGGUGGUACCAGUACAGCAGACACUGGAGUGCAGGUACCUGAAGAUGGUACCAGUACUCCAGACACUGGAGUGCAGGUACCUGAAGAUGGGACCAGUACUCCAGACACUGGAGUGCAAGUACCUGAAGAUGGUACCAGUACUCCAGACACUGGAGUGCAGGUACCUGAAGAUGAGACCAGUACUCCAGACACUGGAGUGCAGGUACCUGAAGAUGGUACCAGUACACCAGACACUGGAGUGCAAGUACCUGAAGAUGGUACCAGUACACCAGACACUGGAGUGCAAGUACCUGAAGAUGGUACCAGUACUCCUGACACUGGAGUGCAGGUACCUGAAGAUGAGACCAGUACUCCAGACACUGGAGUGCAAGUACCUGAAGAUGGGACCAGUACUCCAGACACUGGAGUGGAAGUACCUGAAGAUGGGACCAGUACUCCAGACACUGGAGUGCAGGUACCUGAAGAUGAUACCAGUACUCCAGACACUGGAGUGCAGGUACCUGAAGAUGGGACCAGUACACCAGACACUGGAGUGCAGGUACCUGAAGAUGGGACAAGUACUCCAGACACUGGAGUGCAGGUACCUGAAGAUGAAACCAGUACACCAGACAUUGGAGUGCAGGUACCUGAAGAUGGUACCAGUACACCAGACACUGGAGUGCAGGUACCUGAAGAUGGGACCAGUACACCAGACACUGGAGUGCAGGUACCAGCAGAUGAGACCAGUACUCCAGACACUGGAGUGCAGGUACCUGAAGAUGGGACCAGUACACCAGACACUGGAGUGCAGGUACCUGAAGAUGGGACCAGUACACCAGACACUGGAGUGCAGGUACCAGCAGAUGAGACCAGUACACCAGACACUGGAGUGCAAGUACCUGAAGAUGGUACCAGUACACCAGACACUGGAGUGCAAGUACCUGAAGAUGGUACCAGUACUCCUGACACUGGAGUGCAGGUACCUGAAGAUGAGACCAGUACUCCAGACACUGGAGUGCAGGUACCUGAAGAUGGGACCAGUACUCCAGAAACUGGAGUGCAGGUACCUACAGAUGGGACCAGUACUCCAGAAACUGGAGUGCAGGUACCUGAAGAUGGGAACAUCCCCCAGCAGGAGAGAGCCAGCGCAGCAUCUACUGAGGAAGAUCACCAGACAAGGAAGCUGGAGGCGCCGCACGAGGCUCUGGACCUCCUGAGUGAGAGUGUGGCCGCCCCCAGCACUGUCCUGGAGGCAACCUCGAGCCCGAGCCGUGGCCGCUCCCUGGAAGACAGAGUGGAAUAUACCCUCAAGGCUGGACAGGAGUUCGAUGGCUACGUCCUCAAGUGCCCGAAUAGUCCCUAUGAUUAUGCACUCAAGUUGUGGGACGUAGGCAGGACGGCGCCGACGGAGGAGACGUACCCCCUGGAGGGACAGGAGGUGCCGGGGCUGGUGGUGGACAGGAGCGGACAGUACCUGACGGUGGCGUGUGGAGCAAACAUCGCCUACGCUACGAGAGACAGCUUCCUGACGGCCGGUGUUGAUCCCGACGACCUGUCCCUACCGUACGGAGGGCUGCGGGUGUUGCUGACGCGGUCCCCGGCCCGCCCCCUGGAGGUGCCCGCUGCAGCUUGGCUCGCCACUCCCGCGAAGGUGAGGUCCAGGCAGUGAGUCCAGAGACCGGGCCUCGGGUACGGUGGAGCUGACUCUCCCCAAUCUCUCUCUCUUCCACCCCUCUCCAGCCCUUCCCCUCUCUUCCACCCCUUUCCAAUCGGUUGUUACUUUUUCCCCCCUUUCCCUUGUCCUCUUUCUCUCGGACAUCCCGUUUUUUUUUUGUCAAAUAUUUUGUAAUAAGAAACUGAGAAAAAAAUAUUCGUUGUUGUUGUUUACUGUUGACUGUGUUGACCCAGACGGCAGCGUCUGAUAGUUCCGGGUUGUUGUUGUUGUUGUUGAAGGCUUGCAAGUGUGCAACGGGAUGAUAGUAUGGGUCUGCAACACACACAUUGUUGCCCAAGCUGAUAUAUAUAUGAAGAAAAUUUCA
Procambarus clarkii (red swamp crayfish) is the source of this 3617-nucleotide messenger RNA. RefSeq lists its product as uncharacterized. The record is from RefSeq and is a predicted model, not a curated record. NCBI's taxonomy places the organism in Eukaryota, Metazoa, Arthropoda, Malacostraca, Decapoda, Cambaridae.